AGCGCUGACAGCAGGCUGGCCGGAGACCGUCAGCAGCCGCUGUUGUUGCCACUUCCACUCCACGUUGUGAGACCGGAUACAAACUGACACAAGUACGGUAAUUCAUUUCUGUAACGGACAACAAAAAGUGUUUUCUGAAAGCUUUUGGACACACUGAGCGCCGAGCCUACUCCUCCUCCUCCUCCUCAUAUUCCCGGUGCUGAGCGGACUGUCAGUGAAGUGGGACUCUGACCGAGAGGCCGAAGCUGAGAGAUUUUUGACCGCAUGAAGAGGCCAAGUGACGGGACACCGGUCCUCACCUAGACCUCUCCCACGAACCAAUCCCCCCCCCUCCCCUGCCCCUGCAUGGACAUGAGGUCUUUCAGAUCGUUUGCUAACGACGACCGCCAUGUCAUGGCCAAGCACUCCAGCAUAUACCCGGUACCAGAGGAGCUGGAGGCCGUCCAGACGCUGGUGUCCACUGUGGAGGGAGCACUAAAGAAAGUAUCUGAUUGGAUGGAUGGACUAAAUAAAUCCUCAGGGAAGACCUCCAGCAAUAAUGAGGCUGGGGACAUUCAAGUGGAGGCAGAUGCUGCUGAGACAAAGCCCGACCACACGCCAGCGCUUUGCGGGGUGACGCGUGUCGGUCUGGUGGCCAAAGGCCUGCUGAUCAAAGGGGACAUGGACCUGGAACUGGUGCUGAUGUGCAGGGAGAAACCCACCAAAGUGCUGCUAUACACCAUCAGCGCCAACCUCCCCCUGCAGAUCCAGACAAUGACGGAGGACACAUUUGAGGUGCAGUCGUGCGUCCCCGAAGCAGCCAUCCGGGUCCGCAACACCAAAGACCCUCGACUCACGCUGAAGAUCACCCUCUCCUCCUUAACCAUGAGGGAGGAACACAGCCCCACAGAAGAAGAGAAAGGCCAUCAGGACGACAGGGAGCAGGAGGACAAGAAACAGAAGGAGGAUGAGGAAGAGGAGGAAGAGAUCCUGGACAGGCAGAAGUGCCGGGCUGCGCUGGCUUCACUCCGACACACCAAGUGGUUCCAGGCCAGAGUCACAGAUCUCAAGUCUGGCGUCAUCGUCUUGAGGAUUUUCAGAGACAUGAGCAACAGACUGGCUGGGUGGCAGCCUCUCAAAGGAUGGCCUCUGGAGCUGAUCUGUGAAAAGGCCAUGGCAACGUGUAACCGGCCCCUGGGUCCAGGGGAAGGCCUGCGCCGCGUCAUGGAGUGCAUCGCCUCAGGGAUCCUUCUUCCAGAAGGCCCCGGAGUCCACGACCCCUGUGAGAGGGACCCCACAGACGUUCUGACUGACGUCAGCGCGCAGCAGGCAGAUGCCAUCACUCACAGCGCACAGCAUGCGUUACGCCUCCUAGCUUUCGGACAGCUUUACAAGGUCUUGAAUAUGGAUCCUCUCCCCGCCAGCAAGCCCUCACCAAGGCUGUUAGAAGGUGAUCAGCGCUCCACAGGCAGCUGUCAGAAGAGGCACCGGGAGGAUGUCGGGUCAGAUGACAGAGACUUCAUCAAAAGGAUGAAAGUCCUGGACUGGAGGAUGACGGAUCCUAACCACCCCAUGAACGCUCUCAUGCGUCUCAACCAGAUCCACCCGGGCCUGCAGUACCGCCUGCUCUCUCAGUCCGGCCCAGUGCACGCCCCGGUCUUCACCAUGUCUGUGGACAUCCAGGGGACCACCUACCAGGCCUCCGGCAACUCCAAGAGGACGGCCAAGCUCCAAGUGGCCCUCAAGGCGCUGCAGGCUCUGGGCUUUGUGCUCGGCGGCGACGGAGAUGUGGACUCGCUGAGCGCCGACGAGAAGUCAGAUGGCGAAGGCAAGAUCGACAGGAUGUCCACCACCUCCAGCUCCACCUCCAUCACCUCCAUCACCUCCUCCACAGACACACAGGAGUCCAGAGCUCCAGGUCCCAUCCUGACGGCGGGGGGGAAAAACCCCGUGAUGGAGCUGAACGAGAAACGGCGAGGGUUAAAAUACGAGCUGAUAUCAGAGAGUGGCAGCAGCUACGACAAACGCUUCAUUAUAGAGGUGGAGGUGGACAAGCAGGUGUUUCGGGGAACGGGUCCAAAUAAGAAAGUAGCCAAAGCCAGCGCAGCGCUCGCCGCCCUGAACAGCCUGUUCUCCGGCUCCAAAUCUACAAGCAUCAAGAAGAAAAGACCCAACCCUCCUCCAAAGAGACCCGUAACCUCGAUGCUGACGCUCCCGGCCCUCGCUGCCAGACCUCCAAUUGUCCCUGUCCUCCCCAGAGCCCCCUACAUCAGCACACAACACACACAUGGAUACAUCCCCCCAGGUUUUGGGGCUCCUUAUGGUUACAGCCCUGCAGGUGCCCUCCCUCACUACGGCGGCCUGUACAUCGACAGUGCCUAUUACCAGCCGCAGACCAUCGCCACACCUAUCAUCAUCCACCUGGGCCCUCAGGAUCUUUUCUGACCCGACCCACGCACCGAGGCCAGACUCUGCAUCGUCCUCGGCCCCCCGUUUAACCCCUUGCCCUUUUUAAACUCUGCCAGCGCCUCUCAAUUACUGCAGCGCCGCGCCCUCGGGACUCUCCUUCCACACGAGACGCGGCAGCAAUAUUGAAAGCAAUAUGGAGGAGACAACACUGCGGGCAACACUCUGUCAAGUCAAGGUCGGGUUUUUGUGAAGAGGCGAGACUUUGUUCGCCAGCUCUCUCAGAAAAUGUCAAUAAAACACAAAGCAAUAAUUCUCCUGCCUUUGGGUAUCUCAACAUGUUCAAAAGCAACUUCAGCAGAAUUCAAACAGACCAUCAACACCGGCACAUACACCACAAUGUGACCUGUCUGUCAAUAUAUUUACUAUCUGUAUAUAUGAAUGUUUGUGAGUUUUGAAUAUAUAUAUAUAUAUAUAAACAUGUUAAUAUGUUUGAAUAUGUAAAACUCGCUGACAGGUAAAGAAACGUAUUCAUAAUAUAUCUCUGAAUGUAAAUACUAGUAGCUUUGUAUUUAAAGCACUCAGCAAUGCUAUCUAUGAAUAUUAAGAUUUAAAUUAAUUUUACAAACUCUAUUACACUAUUGGUAUGCUGGUAUAUAUUCCCUAUUUAAACAUGAUAACAUAUAGUAUACAAAGUAUUGAUUUUCCCUGAGAUAAAUGUAACAUACUAUUUGACAUAAGGUUUUAAUUAUUUAUUUUCCCAAAAAUAAUCUCUUAAAUUGAAUCUUUGUCACCAGUCGUAAAGUCCACUUCUGUCACACGUCUGUUGGGUUUAAAUCAAUGGUUACCAACCCGAGGGCACGGGCCCCCUCAAAAGCACACAGGACAAAUAUUAGAGGUCGCAAAAUGAUUAAUGGAAGAGGAAAACAAAUAUUUCUACUACAUAACGUUGUUAGUAACAGACCUUUCUUGGUUUUAAAGCUUGGUUUUAAAGCUCUCAGACAGAAUCAUAACUAUAACAACCAACACCCAGGGCCGCCCCUGGCUAAUUUGUGGCCCCACGCAAAGUUAUGUGAUGAGGCCUUCUGUGUCGCGAGCGUCGACGGGGGGGGGGGGCCUGCCCCACGCAGUCUGUGUGAUCUGCGUGUAAGGAGGGGCGGGCCUGCCAACACCUACAGUAUUUUACAACUGAAUGAGCAGGAGUGCCGCUUUGGAAUUUGUUAAUCAGAGCAUUAUUAAACUUUGAUAACUUUUUGCUAUGUAAAGAUGGAGAGUUAUAUCUAUCUGAGCAAUCUUUUACUUUACGCUGGUUAGCUUUUUGCUUAAUUUGUUAGCAUUAAAGAACUACAUCUCCCAUGAUGCUUGAGGGCAGAUAUUGUUGCAGUUGAAUGGUGAGAAAAUAGUGUGCAGUGAUGAUGUAUUUUUGUAGGCCGACCUGCAAGUUAGCAUCGCGAGGGCCCCCUCGACAAAAACCAAUGGGAUUUUUACAUUGGAUUUCGGUAUAUCGAUGAAAAAAAAGCUCUGUGGCAAACAUAAAUGUAUGAUACUCAUCACGCGUUGUUUGGCAGGAUAAUCUACACAUAUGUAGACACACACAUAUAUACCACCUAAUGAUUUUUUUGAACGGUAAAUGCAAUCGCUAGAAGUCAAAAGCUAACGCUUUAACAAACAACAUCACAGUCGAACCGAACCUGAAAAUCUCUUUAGCUUGUGUUAACCACAGACCUCAUUUCAGGCAUCUACCGAAAAAGCACCUUUUUAAAAAAAAACAUUGACUUCAAGAUGAGAGAACUGUAAAUGGUAAAAGGCUGGUUCAUUUCAGGGUUGUCUUCUUGGACUGGUUCCGACACAACUCUAUAGCAUUGCUACCCUAGUUGACUAUAGCUCAGAUGUCAACAAGUGUUGCUAAGAGUUACCUGAUGCUAAGUGCAUACAAACCCUGACAUUUUGCUAAAUAGUUUAGAAGAUACACUUCCCGUUUGGGAAUAUGUGACCCUUCUUCAAGAGAAUGUUUCCAAAUGACUCUAAAGCAGGCUACAACAGUGCUAACCAUUAGCACCUCACUGUCCACCAAACCUCUUAAAACUGAGGAAUAAUAUUUGAUUUAAAAGUCUGAUGAAAUGACCUGCUAAUAUUUUGUUUUUGCAUUAUUCCUCACUGCAGCCUGACUGAAAGCACAAGUGUUUAAAGCAAUACUUCACUCAGGAACCUUCAAACUAAAUCUGAUCAUGUGAAACAAACAAACAACAGAGAGUACGGCAAACUCCUCGGUACUGUAGACGAGACAAUGCUCAAACAGAAUGUAAAUGCUGUUGUAAAUGUAAAUUGUCCAAACCAGAUAAUAAUCACAUUUUAUGUCACAGUUAUAAAAAUGUUUAGGGAGAAUAACCAAAUCCAGUGAAUCCAGUGCAGAUUCCCGAUGAAUUGACACAUCCUUUGUAAAAAUGUUGGUUCUUGUCUAACACUAGUUUUGUCGUGUCUGAACUUCCAUACUCUGCACAGCUCCAGCAGUCUUCUCUGGGAUUAUGUGUGAUAUCAAAGAGGCUUUUCUGAUUUGUAACAGUCGUGCGAAACCUGGAAAUUAAAAAGAAUGUGUAACAAGAAAAGACGAGGCAUGAAAGAA
This is a messenger RNA of Gymnodraco acuticeps, 5008 nucleotides long. RefSeq names its product spermatid perinuclear RNA-binding protein-like. The transcript is spliced from 18 exons. Gene Ontology annotation, molecular function: single-stranded RNA binding; double-stranded RNA binding. Bases 346 to 2424 code for a protein of 692 amino acids. The record is from RefSeq and is a predicted model, not a curated record. Lineage: Eukaryota; Metazoa; Chordata; Actinopteri; Perciformes; Bathydraconidae. Gene Ontology annotation, cellular component: precatalytic spliceosome.